Molecule: messenger RNA, 1167 nt
Organism: Ochotona curzoniae (black-lipped pika)
Lineage: Eukaryota; Metazoa; Chordata; Mammalia; Lagomorpha; Ochotonidae
Gene: CCDC196
Product: coiled-coil domain containing 196
Exons: 10
Coding region: 206-1096 (296 amino acids)
Source: RefSeq, a predicted model, not a curated record
AACAAUGUGUCAUUGAUGUUGGAGUUGUGUAGAAUACCUGCUGAUGCUGUGGGCCAUUGUGACCUCAAGCUGCUGCUAAAAUCAGUCCAAUGCAACAGGCGUUUUAAGAACAGCAGCACAAAAAUGAGGACUUAACUGGAUGGAAAAUAAGGCUCAUAUUUUCAAGAAGGCCUCUUUAUUCAUAGAGUAAGCAUUUGCGUUCAAGAUGUCAAGUGGUGCAAGCUCUUCGGGAUCUUACUUGCCCUCAAAAAGAAGUUCUAAAAUAGAUGACAACUACUUGAAGGAACUGAAUGAGGACUUAAAGCUAAGGAAGCAGGAACUACUUGAGAUGCUAAAACCUCUAGAAAACAAGAACAACCUCUUAUUCCAGAAGUUGAUGUCCAACUUGGAAGAAAAACAGAGAAGUUUGCAGAUCAUGAGCCAGAUCAUGGCAGGAAAGGGGUCUGAUGAAUCCCCAGUCAUGGAGCUCAUCAAAGAAGCAGAGGAGAUGAAACAGAACCUGGAAAGGAAAAACAAGAUGCUUCGGAAAGAAAUGGAGAUGCUAUGGAACAAGACAUUUGAGAAAGAAGAACUCCGUGAUCAACAGAAAGCACCACAGAUAAAAACCAAGGAAGAUUUUGAGGAUGAAAAUGCAUCCAAGUCCCCCUUACCACCAAGGAGGACCAAGAAUGAACUGGAGAUAUUAUUUGCAGAAAAAGUGAAGGAGAUAAAGAAGGAAAAGCAACAGAGGAAAAUGGAGUGGGUCAAGCAUCAGGAACAAGCCAACAUCCACCAGAAUGACUUUCACGGCAAAGUGAUUGAGCUGAGAAUUGAAGCCUUAAAGAACUAUCAAAAGGCCAAUGACCUGAAAUUAUCACUAUACUUACAGCAAAAUUUUGAGCCAAAGCAAGCAUUUUUAAAUCUUCCAGGGUUCCAAGGUACAAAGGGGACCACAACUAUGGACAGAACAGUUACUGGCAGACAUGACCCCAAUGUGAGAAUCCUGGGAUCAAAGUCCUACUCAGAAGAGCAGGGGUCUAAAGGAAGUCAGUUGGAUGAUAUAGGAGGAAGGCUCUUUUUUCUGAGGUCACUGCCAGAUGAAGCUCUGAAGGAUUAGAAGACUUUGACUCCAUUUGCUUUGGACAGAUUUAAAGACUAGCACAGCCAUUUGUGUUCAUUAAAAUCUCU